Balaenoptera ricei (Rice's whale) is the source of this 2857-nucleotide messenger RNA. RefSeq names its product zinc finger protein 160-like. Gene Ontology annotation, biological process: central nervous system development; regulation of transcription by RNA polymerase II. Gene Ontology annotation, molecular function: RNA polymerase II cis-regulatory region sequence-specific DNA binding; DNA-binding transcription factor activity, RNA polymerase II-specific. Bases 315 to 2336 code for a protein of 673 amino acids. The transcript is spliced from 5 exons. NCBI's taxonomy places the organism in Eukaryota, Metazoa, Chordata, Mammalia, Artiodactyla, Balaenopteridae. Gene Ontology annotation, cellular component: nucleus. The record is from RefSeq and is a predicted model, not a curated record.
CGGAAGCGGAGAGCGUGGAGAGGAAGGCUCGGUGCCCAGCGGGACACGGGUUCGAUCCCUGGUCGGGGAACUAAGAUCCCACAUGCCGCAGAGCAACUAAGCCCGCACGCUGCAACUGCUGAGCUCACGCGCCUCAACUGGAGAGCCCGGGCGCCGCAAUGAAGAGACAGCCUGCCUCAAUGAAGAUCCCACGUGCUGCAACUUAGACCCGACGCAGCCAAAAAAUAUAUAGAAAAUAGAUCGACCUCUAAAGACUCAUAUUUUCUGAGGAAGAAACUCGGAAGAGGAGGGAGAGGAAAGAAAAGGAGUCAGAAAUGGCUCUUUCUCAGGAACGGUUGGCCUUCGAGGAUGUGGCCAUCGAGUUCUCUCAGGAGGAGUGGGAAUGCCUGGACCCUGCUCAGAGGGCCUUGUACAGGGACGUGAUGGUGGAGACCUACAGGAACCUGCUCUCCCUGGAUAUCUCUCCCACACAUGUUAUCAAGAAAUUACAACCAAAGGAGAACACUAAUUCAACAGAUAUAUUCCAGACAGUGAUUUUGGGAAGACACGAAAGCCAUGAAGUCAAAGGUUUUUACUUAAGGGAAAUCCGAGAAAAUAUGCAUCACUUUGAGUGUCAGUGGAGAGAUGAUGAGAGAAAUUACAAAGGAAUGCCUGUAACCCAUAAUGAAAAUCUCACUGAUAGAAAAGAUCAACAUGGUAGAAGUGAUGCAGGAAACAAGCCUAUUGAAAAUAAGCUUGCAUUAAGCUUUCAGGAUGAACUGCAGAUAUUUCACACUGAAAGGAAAAUUUAUGAAUGUAAUCAAGUUGAGAAGUUCAUCAACAAUAGUUCCUCAAUUUCAGCUCUCCAAAGAAUUACUCCUAGUGUCGGAACCAACACUUCUAAUAUGUAUGGGAAUGAUUUUAUCCAUCCUUCAAUACUGACACAAGACCAUAAAGCACACAGGGAAAAACCUUACAAAUGUAAUGAGUGUGGCAGAGCCUUUAGUAUGUGCUCAAGCCUCACGAACCAUCAAGUAAUCCAUACUGGAGAGAAACCUUACCAAUGUAAUGAAUGUGACAAGGCUUUUUUCCAUAGUUCUAAACUUGUAAAACAUCAAAGAAUUCAUAGUGGAGAGAAACCACACAAACGUAAUGAAUGUGGUAAAGCUUUUAUCCAAAGUUCAAGCCUGGCUGACCAUCAGAAAAGUCAUGCUGGAGAGAAACCAUACAAGUGUGAUGAAUGUGGCAAAGCCUUUAUUGUGCAUUCAAGCCUAAUCAACCAUCAGGUAGUCCACACUGGAGGGAAACCUUACCCAUGUAAUGAAUGUGGGAAGACUUUCCUCAAACGUUCAAACCUUAGGCUUCAUGAGAGAAUUCAUACUGGAGAGAAGCCAUACAGGUGUAUUGAAUGUGGCAAGGCCUUUAGGCAAUGGUCUGACAUCAGGAUUCACCAAAGAAUUCAUGCUGGAGAGAAGCCUUUCAAAUGUAAUGAGUGCGGCAAAGCCUUUACUCAGGGCUCACACCUCACUAGACAUCAGGUAAUCCAUACAGGAGAGAAACCAUAUAAAUGCGAUGUAUGUGACAAGGUCUUCAGUCAGAAUUCACACCUUGCAAGUCAUCGGAGAAUUCAUACUGGGGAAAAACCAUACAAAUGUAAUGAGUGUGGGAAAGCCUUUAUUGUUCGUUCAAGCCUAACUUACCAUGAGGUAAUUCAUACUGGAGAGAGAUCUUACAAAUGUAAUGAAUGUGGCAAGGCUUUUAUCAAGAGUUCACAUCUUAGGCAUCAUGAGAGGAUUCAUACUGGAGAGAAGCCAUACAGGUGUAUUGAAUGUGGCAAGACUUUUCAGCAAUGGUCUGACAUCACUACUCACCAAAGAAUUCAUGCUGGAGAGAAGCCUUUCAAAUGUAGUGAGUGCGGCAAAGCUUUUACUCAGGGUUCACACCUCACUACACAUCAGAUAAUCCAUACUGGAGAGAAACCAUAUAAAUGCAAUGUAUGUGGUAAGCUCUUCAGUCAAAAUUCACACCUAGCAAGUCAUCGGAGAAUUCAUACUGGAGAGAAACCAUACAAAUGUAAUGAGUGUGGCAAAGUCUUCAGUCAAAAUUCACACCUUGUAAAUCACCAGAGAAUUCAUACUGGAGAGAGACCUUACAAAUGUAAUGAGUGUGGCAAAUCCUUUAGUGUGCCUUCAAACCUCAGUAAACACCAGGUGAUCCAUACUGGAGAGAGACCUUACAAAUGUAAUGAAUGUGGCAAGGCUUUUAGCAGGCGUUCACACCUUAGGCUUCAUGAGAAGAUUCAUACUGGAGAGAAAUCAUACAAAUGUAUUGAGUGUGGCAAAGCCUUUAGACAGUGAUCCUACCUCAGGAUUCACCAAAGAAUUCAUUCUGGAGAGAAACCUUACAAAUGCUGUGAUUGUGGCAAAGCUUUUACUCGGGGCUCACACCUCUCCAGUCAUCAGAAAAUCCAUACUGGACAGAACCUUACAGAUGUACUGAGUGUUGCAAGGCUUUUAGGUAUUGCCUUAAACUCAGGGUUCACCAAAUAGUCCAUACUUAACAAAUGCAAUGAAUGUGGCAAUUUUCAACUUACUGCACACUUUUCACCAAGUAACAGGAUCUGUAUUCUGGAGUGAAACCAUACAAGUGUAGUGUGUGUGAUAAGGAUAUUUUAUCCAAAUAUCAAACGUUGGGGAACAUAUUGGAUGGACACCUUUAAAAUGCAAUAAACAUGGCAAAGGCUUUCACUUGAGUUAAGUAUUAGGCAACAGCAGAGUCCCAAAGAUCAAAACUAUGGAGCAUCAGAGGAUUUAUGUUGGAGAGCAACCUUACAAAUGUAAUGAAUGUUGUAAGGCUUCUUCAGAUGUGCAUGCCUUUG